AUGGACCACCCCGUCACCACAAACACCGGAGGCAACGACUUUCUCACCCGAGUCUACAACUGCAAAAACAACGACGACCUAGUAACCUUGUACGACGACUGGGCCGAAAGCUACAGCAACGACGUCACAGACGCAACUCAAAACUACGUCGCUCCAGCAUUAGCAGCCCAAGCAGUCGUACAAGCUGGCGGAAACGUCCAUAAUGGCACAACAUUCGACGCAGGCUGCGGAACCGGACUUUCCGGAAUAGCACUACAUCACGUCGGAGCAAAAACCAUCGACGGACUCGAUUUAUCCCCGGGCAUGUUGCGCAUCGCGAGAAGAACGGGUGUCUAUCGAGAUUUGCGCACGGGGGAUUUAUCGCAGUUAUUGGUGGGCACGGGGGAUGAAGAGUACGAUGUGGUGUUUUGCGUGGGAACGUGGACGCAUGGACAUGUGGGACCGAAGCCGUCGUUGGCGGAGUUUGUGCGCGUGGUGAGGCCUGGUGGGAUUGUGGCGGGGACGGUGUUGGAUGAUAUUUGGAGCAGUCAUGGGUUUGAGGCGGAGGUAGAGAGGUUGCGAAGGGAGGGCGCGGUGGAAGUGGUGAGUGCGGAUAGUAUGGAUUAUCGAAAAGGUGCGGGAGUGAUGGCCAAGGUGCUUGUGCUCAGGAAGAAAGUGAACGUUUGA
This is a messenger RNA of Sphaerulina musiva SO2202, 666 nucleotides long. RefSeq names its product S-adenosyl-L-methionine-dependent methyltransferase. Lineage: Eukaryota; Fungi; Ascomycota; Dothideomycetes; Mycosphaerellales; Mycosphaerellaceae. Gene Ontology annotation, molecular function: S-adenosylmethionine-dependent methyltransferase activity. The coding region runs from base 1 to 666 and encodes 221 amino acids. The transcript has a single exon. The record is from RefSeq and is a predicted model, not a curated record.